Darwinula stevensoni is the source of this 564-nucleotide messenger RNA. The record is from the annotation of a GenBank genome assembly. Lineage: Eukaryota; Metazoa; Arthropoda; Ostracoda; Podocopida; Darwinulidae.
AUGAACAUCCAGUGUCCAGCCUGUUACUACGACUCCAACUCGGGCUACCUGUGCCCUGGUGCUCACUGCCUUCCGAGUGGACACACUCUCCUAGGGUCCUACGCGUCUGGCUUCGUCCCCGGCACUGAGUCUGGGAUAAAUGCGGCAGUGCAGAAACCGCCGUUCUCCUACAUAGCUCUCAUCACGAUGGCCAUCCGGUCAGCUCCGAAUCACAAGAUCACUUUGAGCGGCAUCUAUCAGUUCAUCAUGGAGCGUUUCCCCUACUAUCAGCAGAACAAGCAAGGAUGGCAGAACUCGAUUCGUCACAACCUAAGCCUCAACGAAUGCUUCAUCAGGCUUCCUCGAGAGAAAGGGAAACCUGGGAAAGGGAGCUUUUGGACUUUGGACUCGAACUGCUUGGAUAUGUUCGAAAAUGGGAAUUACAGAAGAAGGAAGAGGAAGCGGCGACCACCUAGUCACCUAGUGCAGAGCUCCGACGACGCCGAAACAAAGAGUCACAGAAGUUUGUCCGGGAAUUCUCAAAUGUUCUUGAUCGAGAAUCUCAUCAAAGAGUGGCCGCAAUGA